AAAAACAUACCACCUGAUUUUAUUCGAACGUGCGAUGAAAAGGACGGAAUAACAGGUUUCUUUUAAAAGAAAUUCUUGUCUGAGAAAAAUGGCUGACCGUGAUAGCGCAUCUGAAAGCGACUCCAGCUCGAUCGACGGUGGACCAAUUAUGAUGCCACCGUCCCCCGUAACCAGAGAACAACUUCAAAAAAGAAUCGAAUCAUUGCAACAGCAUAACCGUGUUCUCAAAGUCGAAUUGGAAACGUAUAAAUUGAGAGUAAAGGCGUUACAAGAGGAGAAUCGUGGUCUUCGUCAAGCUUCUGUCAUUAUACAAGCAAAAGCAGAACAGGAAGAAGAAUUUAUAAGUAAUACAUUAUUGAAAAAAAUACAAGCGUUGAAGAAAGAAAAAGAAACAUUGGCGCAUCAUUAUGAACAGGAAGAGGAGUGUUUAACAAAUGAUUUGUCAAGAAAAUUGAAUCAAUUGCGUCAAGAAAAAUGUCGUCUGGAACAAACUUUAGAACAAGAACAGGAAUGUCUUGUCAACAAACUAAUGAGAAAGAUAGAAAAGCUCGAGGCUGAAACACUCGCAAAGCAAAGUAAUUUAGAGCAAUUACGUAGAGAAAAAGUUGAACUCGAAAACACCCUGGAACAAGAACAAGAAGCAUUAGUAAAUAAAUUAUGGAAAAGAAUGGACAAGUUGGAAGCAGAAAAAAGAAUGCUUCAGAUAAAAUUGGAUCAGCCUAUAUCAGAUCCCACUUCUCCACGAGAAAUUAAUAACGGCGAUACUGCUACUAGUUUAAGUACACAUAUUCAAACAUUAAGAAGCGAAGUGGCCAGACUGAGACAUACAUUGCUCAUUUCACAACAAGAACACACAGAGAAGAUGCAACGAUAUGUGAACGAAGAGAAACAAAUUCGUGAAGAAAAUUUAAGACUUCAGAGAAAAUUACAGUUGGAAGUGGAACGUCGUGAAGCUCUAUGCAGACAUCUUUCAGAAUCAGAAUCCAGUUUGGAAAUGGAAGAAGAACGGCAUUAUAAUGAAAUUGUGAUGUCUGGUGGAAAUAUAAGAAAUCGUACUGUUUCCAGCCCUGUGCCGUAUAAUCCUUCACCUAGUUCCUCUAGACCAUUAAGUCCAGGUUCAUCCACCAGAGAAGGAUUUAACACAAAUCGAUGUUAUGCUUGUGGUCAACCCACUGCAAUUCCAUUUGCCAGUUCAUCGCCGCCUUCUACGCAGGGUCACGUGGUAACGCCAUCGAAUAGACGCACAUCAGAUAGAUUUGUUAAACCUGCAAUUCCACCGACCAUUGUAAGUCCUGGUGGUCCACCAAUCGCUAACGCGACUACAAAUACAACUGGCGGAUCACCAAUGGAUAUCGCUAAAACAUAA
Dufourea novaeangliae is the source of this 1366-nucleotide messenger RNA. Its product is annotated as coiled-coil domain-containing protein 6. The record is from RefSeq and is a predicted model, not a curated record. The transcript has 6 exons. Lineage: Eukaryota; Metazoa; Arthropoda; Insecta; Hymenoptera; Halictidae. Bases 89 to 1366 code for a protein of 425 amino acids.